Messenger RNA from Symphalangus syndactylus (siamang), 5591 nucleotides. RefSeq names its product trafficking kinesin protein 1 (gene TRAK1). Gene Ontology annotation, biological process: mitochondrion distribution; anterograde axonal transport of mitochondrion; endosome to lysosome transport. NCBI's taxonomy places the organism in Eukaryota, Metazoa, Chordata, Mammalia, Primates, Hylobatidae. Gene Ontology annotation, cellular component: dendrite; mitochondrion; cytoplasmic vesicle. Gene Ontology annotation, molecular function: myosin binding; GABA receptor binding. The record is from RefSeq and is a predicted model, not a curated record.
CGACCGCUCGCGGGGGAGCCAUGGCGAGAGGCCGCGCCGCGGCGCCCGCAACAGUGCCCGUGUCCGCAGCAGCGCCCCCGCCCGCCGCCCCGGGGCCCACCCGGCCGCCGCCCCCGCGCGCCCCGAGCCCUUGACGCCCGCGCGCCUCGAGCGAGGCGUCCCCCGGAGUGGGGCCGCGCGCGGGAGAGCCCGAGCGCAGCCGUAGCGUCCCGAGAGUCUCGAACGCCCCGACGACCCCCGCGUCUCGGAACCCGGGACUCCGAGCCCAGGAGCGCCAGGGCGGCAGGCGGGCAGCAGGAGGCGGCGGCACCAAAGCGGAGCUCCCGCGAGUGCCCCCGUGCUACCCGGCCGGCUGCAGCGGAGGGAACGGGAGCCGCCGUGCGGCCGGGGCCGGGCCGAGAACGACGCGGAGGAAGCCCCCACCGAGGCCCUCCGGCACCGCGCCUGCUGCCGGGUUGCGCUCCGUGCACCUCUUGCGGAUUCCCUGUAAGGAGCCCCUGCUGGUGCACCAGAACUACCGGGGGCCAUCUGCCCAACUGCCCCAGACUCUGGCAGUGGGGCCCCCGAUGGCAGUGGGCACCUCCCCGUGAAACCUGCCAAGCUGGACGCCACAGCUCUGCACGACGACACUUUGGCCAACUCCGUGCCCCCUUUGGAGGCAUGCAACCAUGCAGUCCUAGCCUGCAGCCCGGGCAUCCCUGAGGAACACUACAUAAGCGAGGCUGUGGAAGAUGCUCCCAGCUACAGAGGGUACCGGGAUGCCUGCACCAUUACUGAUGUGUGCAACAGCACCGAUCUUCCGGAAGUCGAGAUCAUUAGCCUGCUGGAGGAGCAGCUGCCCCAUUAUAAGUUAAGAGCCGACACCAUCUACGGUUAUGACCACGACGACUGGCUCCAUACACCUCUCAUUUCUCCAGAUGCCAACAUUGACCUCACAACCGAGCAAAUUGAAGAGACGCUAAAAUACUUCCUUUUAUGUGCUGAAAGAGUUGGCCAGAUGACUAAGACAUAUAAUGACAUAGAUGCUGUCACUCGGCUUCUUGAGGAGAAAGAGCGGGAUUUAGAAUUGGCCGCUCGCAUCGGCCAGUCGUUGUUGAAGAAGAACAAGACCCUAACCGAGAGGAACGAGCUGCUGGAGGAGCAGGUGGAACACAUCAGGGAGGAGGUGUCUCAGCUCCGGCAUGAGCUGUCCAUGAAGGAUGAGCUGCUUCAGUUCUACACCAGCGCUGCAGAGGAGAGUGAGCCCGAGUCCGUUUGCUCAACCCCGUUGAAGAGGAAUGAGUCGUCCUCCUCAGUCCAGAAUUACUUUCAUUUGGAUUCUCUUCAAAAGAAGCUGAAAGACCUUGAAGAGGAGAAUGUUGUACUUCGAUCCGAGGCCAGCCAGCUGAAGACAGAGACCAUCACCUAUGAGGAGAAGGAGCAGCAGCUGGUCAACGACUGCGUGAAGGAGCUGAGGGAUGCCAAUGUCCAGAUUGCUAGUAUCUCAGAGGAACUGGCCAAGAAGACGGAAGAUGCUGCCCGCCAGCAAGAGGAGAUCACACACCUGCUAUCGCAAAUAGUUGAUUUGCAGAAAAAGGCAAAAGCUUGCACAGUGGAAAAUGAAGAACUUGUCCAGCAUCUGGGGGCUGCUAAGGAUGCCCAGCGGCAGCUCACAGCCGAGCUGCGUGAGCUGGAGGACAAGUACGCAGAGUGCAUGGAGAUGCUGCAUGAGGCGCAGGAGGAGCUGAAGAACCUCCGGAACAAAACCAUGCCCAAUACCACGUCUCGGCGCUACCACUCGCUGGGCCUGUUUCCCAUGGAUUCCUUGGCAGCAGAGAUUGAGGGAACGAUGCGCAAGGAGCUGCAGUUGGAAGAGGCCGAGUCUCCAGACAUCACUCACCAGAAGCGUGUCUUUGAGACAGUAAGAAACAUCAACCAGGUCGUCAAGCAGAGAUCUCUGACCCCUUCUCCCAUGAACAUCCCCGGCUCCAACCAGUCCUCGGCCAUGAACUCCCUCCUGUCCAGCUGCGUCAGCACCCCCCGGUCCAGCUUCUACGGCAGCGACAUAGGCAACGUCGUCCUCGACAACAAGACCAACAGCAUCAUUCUGGAAACAGAGGCAGCCGACCUGGGAAACGAAGAGCGGAGUAAGAAGCCAGGGACGCCAGGCACCCCAGGCUCCCAUGACCUGGAGACGGCGCUGAGGCGGCUGUCCCUGCGCCGGGAGAACUACCUCUCGGAGAGGAGGUUCUUUGAGGAGGAGCAAGAGAGGAAGCUCCAGGAGCUGGCGGAGAAGGGCGAGCUGCGCAGCGGCUCCCUCACACCCACUGAGAGCAUCAUGUCCCUGGGCACACACUCCCGCUUCUCCGAGUUCACCGGCUUCUCUGGCAUGUCCUUCAGCAGCCGCUCCUACCUGCCUGAGAAGCUCCAGAUCGUGAAGCCGCUGGAAGGUUCUGCCACCCUUCACCACUGGCAGCAGUUGGCCCAACCUCACCUUGGGGGCAUCCUGGACCCCCGGCCCGGUGUGGUCACCAAGGGCUUCCGGACGCUGGAUGUUGACUUGGAUGAAGUGUACUGCCUUAACGACUUUGAAGAAGAUGACACAGGGAGGUGCAGCAGCAUCCUGGCAGUCAGUGGUGACAUGCGGAGAGCCCACGGGUCCAGGCGUCCUGGUGCGCACCAUCCUGGGAAGUGCAUGUCUCAGACCAACUCCACCUUCACCUUCACCACCUGUCGCAUCCUGCAUCCUUCAGAUGAGCUCACUCGGGUCACACCAAGCCUUAACUCAGCCCCAACUCCAGCUUGUGGCAGCACCAGCCACUUGAAAUCCACACCGGUGGCCACACCAUGCACUCCACGGAGACUGAGCCUGGCUGAGUCCUUCACUAACACCCGUGAGUCCACGACCACCAUGAGCACAUCCCUGGGGCUUGUGUGGCUGUUGAAGGAGCGGGGCAUUUCUGCUGCCGUGUACGACCCCCAGAGCUGGGACAGGGCCGGCCGGGGCCCCCUCCUGCACUCCUACACACCCAAGAUGGCUGUGAUCCCCUCUACUCCGCCGAACUCGCCUAUGCAGACACCCACAUCCUCCCCACCCUCCUUUGAGUUCAAGUGCACGAGCCCUCCCUAUGACAAUUUCCUGGCUUCCAAGCCAGCCAGCUCCAUCCUGAGGGAAGUGAGAGAAAAGAACGUCCGCAGCAGCGAGAGCCAGACCGACGUGUCCGUCUCCAACCUCAACCUCGUGGACAAAGUCAGGAGGUUUGGGGUGGCCAAAGUGGUGAACUCAGGGCGAGCCCAUGUCCCCACCUUGACUGAGGAGCAGGGACCUCUUCUCUGUGGGCCCCCGGGGCCAGCACCAGCCCUUGUCCCCAGAGGCCUGGUACCUGAGGGCCUGCCCCUCGGAUGCCCCACUGUCACCAGUGCCAUCGGUGGGCUGCAGCUCAAUAGUGGCAUCCGGCGGAAUCGCAGCUUCCCCACCAUGGUGGGAUCUAGCAUGCAGAUGAAAGCUCCCGUGACUCUCACCUCAGGCAUCUUGAUGGGUGCUAAGCUCUCCAAACAAACUAGCUUACGGUGAGGACUGGAGGGGGGCCAGUUGCCCUAGAGGAGACCCAUGUUCUCCUCUCUUGCUCCCACCUCCCUUUCUUCCCCCCACAGUGCACUCCCUCCCUCUGCCCUUCUCUGUCCACCCCCUCCUGAGCUAGACAAAUCAACCUCGUGCCUAAUGGAGGAAGUGUGGAAACUUUGUAAAAUGUGUACAUAGGACUUGGAGACCUCGUGUCCGCCCUGCUCUUUCUUCCGGUCCCACAGGAAGUGCCCCUGCACUGUCAUCACUCUCAUGAGGACGUCACCUGUGCUAACCUGGGGGAAGGUGGGGUCCUUUCUUCUUUCCUUUUGAGAAGCACUGAAACUCCCAAGUGUGUUCUUAUCCCAUGGAUAGGAACCAGUGAAUUCCGUGGCUGGCACACCACGAGCUGUCACGCGGCACGGGUCAUAACACAUCUGGGUGUCAUCGGACACCUCACCUCGCCCACCCUGUAGGAGCGUAAGGAGCCUCCAUCAGCCACGUGCAGCUGACGUGGCUUUCCUGAUCGGAGGGCUUUUCUUUCUUUUAUGGGUGGCCCAGCUUCUUCAAGACCUUCACUACUCUGCCUCAGUGGACAGUCGUUUCUUUUUUGAGGUGUGACCUUUUGUUUUCAUGCCUUCCCCUUGAAGUCAUCCUGUGUUUUGUAAUCAGCUGUCAGGCCAAAUGUCUGACCCGAAAGAGAAUGUAUUUACACUCGUGCUGCGUUGUUCAGCAGCCCCUCUGUGUUCUGUGUGAUUUGUUUUAUUUUUCCUUUUUUUUAAAUAUAUAUAUGCAGGGAAGUAAUGGUACUGGUAGUGUAUGUUUUCUAUGUGGUUCAAAUAUGAAUUUCAAACACACCAAGCCGCUAAUGAGAUAGCAGCUUUUUUCUGGGACCCAGAGUCACAACCAAAUUGAUUUAAGACCGGACCCAAGACACCUUUAACAAUAGGACUGAAAAGAAAAAGGAUAGGGAAAAAGCUUAUUAAAGAAAUAUGUCAACACCAAACGUAGAGGGGAAGAACCACAGCCAGGCAUAAUACCAAACUAGUUCCAGGGGGAAACAAGGCUUUGGCAUUCCACUGGCUCCAGCGCGUUUUCUGAAACCUGAGGCUGGCCAGGGUGCUGUCACCGUACAGUCUUUGAUUGCAGCCAUUCAAUGCCCACGUGUUUUGCCUUCUUGUUUCAGAACAGCACAUGGUCACAACAAGAUAUUUUCUUUCCCUCCAAAGCCUUUUGUCUCCUUGUGCCACUUUUUAUCCUUAGGAAAAGAUCCAGGUGCUUGUGAAAAGAAACAUGAAUGCAACAAGGGAGGCUGGUCCUGUUGCUGUCGCCGAUUAAGUUUUAAACUUUUAUUUAUUAUUUAUGUCUGCUGUAUUUUAAAUAAACAUUCUCAUUCCUUCCAGUUCCAGUCAUAGUGUGUCUGUGGCAUUCCAGUCCAACCACGUGACUUAUUUAUUCUAAUUUGAGGGCUGCACUGUACACCAUGGUGUCCCGUGACACUGUGUUCCAGACAUUUAUGGAAAGAAAACAUCCCAUAUAAAUGAAACUGUCAUUCUGUGUCCUCCCCCGCAGCAGAAGAUCUGUCCUUCCAUGAGUGAGGGUAACCUUAUGUCCACCAAGGAUACUUUGAGAAAGCCCCUAAGGAGCAAGCCUCAGUCCCACGGCUUCAGACUAUCUAUUCUCUGAACACAGGAGUAUUGGUUAAUUACAUUCUCAGCUCUCCUUGCUGUUGUAUGUGUGCAUUCACUGCAAGUAACUUAUAUCUUUUUAUUUGAAUGUAUUUUAAAGCAGUAGAUAGAAUAACAAAGGAAUAUGAAAACCAUGGACUGAAUGGACCAUUUUAUGUAUUCAGAGAGAGAAGCCACUCAUCAUUGCCAGAAAUACCAUGUAAAAAUUGGCAGUUCAGAGGUUGCAAUAUUUAGUAUAGUAAAUAAAUAAACGGUCAACAUUGUGCAACCACUACCAAAAAGUGUGUUGUAAUGCAUCACAAAUCAACAAAAUUUUAUUCACUAAUGAGUAUCAAUAAAAUAAGUUCAAAUGAUGGAAACCA